AUGUCCAAUGUGGCCAGACUUAGUCAAGUGUCUGACGAGUAUACCCAACUGAAGUUAGAGCGCAACAAAUGCGUCAGUUUAUUGCAGACUGCGAUGAAGGUCAGUUUAGACACAAGGGAGCGCCUCAAGCUGCACACAAACGAGGCUGAGAUUUUUGUCACUUGGGUGCACCGGCAGGAACAAGCAAUUAUGCGCGAACGCCGUCUGCAUACAACAGUACUCGUGAUGCGCGACCAUCGUAGACACGAGGUCUGCAAACUUGCAGCUGUUCACCAGGAGCAGCAUUGGAAGCGUGAGCAGAUGAGACAGGCUAUUCAGCGGCUGAACGCCAUGUACAAUCAGACAGAAGCAGAGAUCAUCAGCAUGAAAAAGGCUUGCGAUCGCAACGCUCGCCUCCGUAACGAGCGGGCAAUGCUGCUAAUAGAACGUAACCAGGAGGUGUACAUUCUUCAGGAACGAGCAAAAGCCCAGGAAAUGUCAGAAAGGCAAGCCCUAAUUGACUUGAGAGGUCUGGAUGCACAAUAUCAAUGUUUUAAGCUAUACAGCAAGCAAGUAGAACGUUACACAAACCUAUUCAAAGAUCAGGUGCCGAAGAAGCAUCAACUCGAGUCCAGAGUGAAGGCUCUAAUACACGAGGUGAGAGAAAAUUGGCAUCAAGUUUAUCUAUUUGAUUUUUUAGGAUUUGGCAUGUUGAUUUUCUUUUGCACAGAAUAUCCCUCAUGA
Messenger RNA from Protopolystoma xenopodis, 723 nucleotides. The record is from the annotation of a GenBank genome assembly. NCBI's taxonomy places the organism in Eukaryota, Metazoa, Platyhelminthes, Monogenea, Polystomatidea, Polystomatidae.